AUGCCAUCAGGCAGCUUUAAUAUUCUGAAGGCUUGUGGUAGAAGCGCGUUUGCAUCAAUAAGCACUUGGAAAAAGACAAUUGCAGUUUGUAGAACCAUGUCAAGCGACGCAGUAACGAUCGCAUCCCCCACUGAAAAAGCUACCGAUUUGAAGAGACGCGUCUCUGACGAUGGGCCUGUUGUUGUGAAGAAGCAAAAUAAGCCAAAGAAAGUUAAACUCAGGAGAUACAAGCCCAAGAAGGUUGAUGAGACUUCUCCAUUGGGAGUUUUACAACAUGAAAUAGAUGGGCUCCUGGCAGAGAAAGGGCUCACUAGAGAGCAGAUAAUUAAUGACAUGGUUGCGGUUCUCAAUCACAAAGACAGUUCUGAUAUCCCUAUGAGCAGCCAUUAUCAUAGGGAGGUUGCAAAUGUAUCUGUUCUGAAGAUAGGUUCGAGCGGCGACGGGCUCGCGCUCAUCCCCAACUCUGUGGAAACUAGCAAAAUGCAGGUUGUUAUUAUUCCCUUUGCGCUGCCAGGAGAUGUAGUGAAGAUCCGGGUUUUCAAGACCCAUCCUCACUAUGUUGAAAGCGAUUUGCUAGAAGUGGAACAGAAAUCACCACAACGUAAAGAUGAGCUCAUUGGGUGCAAGUAUUUUGGUAAGUGCGCUGGCUGUCAGUUUCAAUUCUUGCCUUACGAAGAGCAGUUGAAUUUGAAGAGAGAGACUGUCGCAAACGCCUACAAGUACUUCGCGCCCAGAUUACUGGAAAACGGGCUAUUGCCCAAGAUCGGUGAAACCGUAGCAUCCCCAAAAAUCUUUGACUAUAGAACUAAACUUACGCCUCAUUUCGACAUGCCAAAAAAGGUCCACAAGUUGGAAGAAAGACCUCCAUUAGGGUUUGGGCAGAAGGGGCGGCCAACUUGGAGAAAUAUUGAUGCGGGUGGAAGCAGAAGUAUUUUGGAUAUCGAGGAGUGUGUCAUUGGCACCAAAAUCCUGAAUGAGGGUAUGGAAAAUGAAAGGAAGAAAUUCGAGCGCGAUUUUAAAGGCUACAAGCGUGGCGCGACUAUCCUACUGCGAGAAAAUACUCGUGUUUUGGAUUCGCAGAAGCCAGUCGAGGAGCAGCUAGGAGACGGAUCCGUAAAUCCUGAUACUGGGAAAACCUCCUUCUUGGAAGUUACGGAAGACAAACCCCUCGCCAAAACAUGCGUCACCAACUCAAGACAGGUUGUCACUGAAUACAUUAACGGUUACACCUUCGAAUUCUCUGCUGGUGAAUUUUUCCAAAACAACAAUAGCAUCCUGCCCAAGGUCACAGAGUAUGUAUGCAGCAACCUGCAGAUCCCUGGCUCCAAACCUGAAGAUCCGCAUUACUUGGUGGACGCGUAUUGUGGCUCGGGUUUGUUUAGUAUCACUGCAUCCAAGGGUGUGGACAAGGUGAUUGGCGUCGAAGUUUCCGCUGACAGCGUGUCGUUUGCGGAAGCGAACGCGAAGGCUAACGGAGUGGAAAAUUGUAAAUUCGUGGUCGGCAAGGCGGAGUGCAUAUUUGCUUCGAUCGACACCCCAUGCGACAGGACCUCAGUGAUCCUGGACCCUCCCAGGAAAGGCUGCGACGACAUUUUUCUGAAGCAGCUCUCGGAGUACAAUCCAGCGCGGAUCGUGUACAUCUCGUGCAACGUACAUUCCCAAGCCAGAGACAUGCAGUACUUCCUGCAGGAAACCGAGAAGGGCAAGCAGUACAAGGUGGAGAGCUUGCGGGGAUUCGAUUUCUUUCCUCAAACACACCACGUUGAGAGCGUGUGUGUCCUGACCAGGGUCUAA
Messenger RNA from Lachancea thermotolerans CBS 6340, 1794 nucleotides. It is a transcript of the gene TRM2, whose product is annotated as tRNA (uracil(54)-C(5))-methyltransferase. Bases 1 to 1794 code for a protein of 597 amino acids. The transcript has a single exon. Gene Ontology annotation, molecular function: tRNA (uracil(54)-C5)-methyltransferase activity, S-adenosyl methionine-dependent. NCBI's taxonomy places the organism in Eukaryota, Fungi, Ascomycota, Saccharomycetes, Saccharomycetales, Saccharomycetaceae. The record is from RefSeq and is a predicted model, not a curated record. Gene Ontology annotation, biological process: tRNA processing.